Molecule: messenger RNA, 6179 nt
Organism: Paramecium pentaurelia
Lineage: Eukaryota; Ciliophora; Oligohymenophorea; Peniculida; Parameciidae
Source: the annotation of a GenBank genome assembly
AUGUCAGAAGAACAAGUUAAUGAAAAUAAAGAAUCUCCUGAGAUUUAAAAACCGGUUGAUGUACAAGAGGAUCCACCUGUUGAACCAAAAAUAACUCAAUCUACAUAUGGAAAUGAUGAUGUACCUAUUGGAAAAUCUUAAAACAAAUAAAUGCUUGAAGAAUUUCCACCUGAAGGUUUUGUCCCUAAAAAACCUGCACCUAAAAAGGCUACCAAAAAACCAGUUCCUCCUCCUGUUGAAAAUGAUGAACCUAAAGUUAUAAUUAACCCUGAUGAUAUUCCUAUUAAAUAAGCAGGAGCAAAUGUAAUAGAUGACCAACCUGUUGGAGGAGGCAAAAAAUUUGCAAUUAGUGAAUAUCCUGAAGGAAUGGAAGGGGGAGGAGAAGAUCUUUAAUAGACUGUCCUCCCACUUGGUUAGCGUUUGAAGUCAAAAGCAUGGAAAUUAAGACAAAGUGCUUUUGAAGAAAUGGCAGAACUCUUUCAAAAAGAUGAAUCUCUUGAUGAAUAUUAUGAUGAAUGGCCUAAAUUAAUCAAUGAUAAUAAUCCUGGAAGUUAAGAAAAAGCAUUGAUAGCCUUAUAAAUAUUUAUUGUAAAGUGUAAUAAAAGCCAAUUUGCAGCUAGAUUUGAUGCUAAGGAGACUAUUAGAAUAUUAAUUGAUAAAUGUAUUGCACCAGGAAAAAAACAAAUAGUCAAACUUAGUUAUGAACUUUUAUUUGAUAUAUUUGAAAGAAGAGAUAAGUAAGAGAUGUUUGAUGUUGUUAAUGAAAUGUUAAAAAAUAAGGUGUAAAAAGUUUAAUGUGCAGCAAUUCAAAGUUUAGUUGAACUAUUGCUUACAUUUGGUCCAAAGAGAUUGGAUUAUUUGAAACCUUUCUUUCCAGAAAUUGAGAAAUUAGCAUAAUCUACAGUUUCUUCAAUAAAAACUGAAUGCAUGAACUUUUAUAAGGAAGCACAUAAAUGGUUAGGUGAACCAAUAUUAGCACCUUUUAUUAAAGGAUUAAAAAAAUUGUAAUUAGAAGAGUUAGAGAAAUUCUAAAAAGAAUGGCAACCUGUUCCUAUGGUACCAACAAGAGGUGGAGAUGCUGUAACAGUUGGAUAAGGAGGUGGAAACAAUAAUGGAUUAGAUGUAUAUGAUUUAGUUGAUGCAGUUGAUAUAUUCAAUAAACAUAAUGAAAAAUGGUGUGAUAAAGUAUUGGCCUAAACUAAAUGGAAUGAAAAAUAAGCUUUAUUAGAUUAAUUAUUAAAAGAGGCAGCUACUCCUAAAAUAGCUCCUGGUAAUUAUGUACCAAUGAUAUCUAUGAUUAAAAAGUUAUUAGUAGAUUCUAAUUAGGUUAUAAAUGUAUGUGCUAUUAAAUUAUGUGGAGCAUUUGUUAAAGGUCUUAGAAAAAACUUUACUGCUUAAGCAAAACUCUUAUUUCCUCUUUUAAUAGUUAAAUUAAGAGAAAAAAAAAAUAUUUGUUAAGAAGCUAGAGCUGCUAUGGAAUUAUUCCAUUAUUCUUUAUAAGUAGAAGAUGUUGUUGAAGAUUUUAAGGAAGGGUUAGCUGAUAAAAAUCCUUAAAUGAGAGCAUAAUGUCUUUUAUUAUUUGCUAAACUUGUUUAAUUGAAAGGAUUCCCUUAAGGAGCACCUAAACCUAAAUUUGUAGAUUGUGUCAAAUAAUUAUUGCCAUUAGCAAAAAAAUUAAUUGAAGAUAGUGUUCCAGAAGUAAGAGAGGCAUCAGUACAAAGUUUAGGCACUCUUAAACCUUAUUUGUCAGAUUAAUUAAUUAAUUCUUUUUAUUUAGACAUUGCAUAAUAAAAAUUAAAUAAAAUUAAUGAAAUUUCAGGUCAAAUUGAAGAGGAGAAAAAGAAAGAAUAAAUAAAAAAAUAACCUUAAUAAACUAAAGAAUAAUAAUAAUAAAAUUCAUAAAUUUAGUAAUCUAAUAUAUAAAACAAUUCAAUUUAAUAAGGAACUGCAAAGAAACCUCCACUUUCAUAGAAGAGUAAUAUUGUAAUUACUGAACAACCUGAAUAAAGUUUAGAUUAAUUAGAAGGUUUAUUAAGGAGUUAUGGAAUUGAUGAUUAAUUUUUUGAAAAUAUAAAUGGUAUGGCUAAAUUGAAAGCAGAAGCUAUUAAAAUGCUUGAAAAUGAAACAGAUGCCAUGUAAAAUCAUUUUGAAGACAUUUUAAAUUUCUUAAGAUUUAAAUUAAAGGAUUGGAAAGAAGCAAAUCUUUCAAUCAAUAAAGAACUUUUUUCUAUUUUAAUCUAUGCUAAUAAUUUAGAUCCUAAACCUUUUACUCAAAAAUCAUUUUAACCUUUAUGCAAAUUAUUGGUUGAAAAAAUGACAGAUUCUAAAUUCAGAGAAGACAUAUAUAUAAUUUUAAAGGGAUGUUGUGAAUGUGUAAAUCCAAAAUAUAUUGUUUUAUAUUUGAUUACUUAAGCUACUCCAAAGGAUGACAAGGAAAGUGGUAAACCUACUAUUAUGCCUCCAUAAAAGAUUGGAGAAAUAAUUAAUAAUAUUUCGAAAAUCAUUGAUAUAGUAACUAUUAAGAAUGUCCCUACUAAAGAAAUAAUAGAUUUUGGUAAAGAAUAAUUACAAUCAACAAAUGCUAUUAUCAAGACUUCUUGUGUAGAAUUGUUCAAAACAAUUUAUAAAUAUAUUGGUUAAGAAUUACUCUAAUUUAUAUAAGAUGUAUAACCUCCAGUAAUGAAAACCCUAAAUACUGAAUUUGAAAAAAUAUCAAUAUUAAGUUCUUAUGAACCAACAAUCACUUUUACAGGAGAUGCAGCCAAAGAAUGUGGAGUGAUACAAUCUCAACCACUAUCUUAAUCAAUUAUGUAAUCUACAGUAUCAUCAAUUAAUGAUAAUUUACCUAGAGCUGACAUUUCAAAUUAGUUGUAAUCUGUCUUAAAGAAAAUGGCUGAUAUCUAAUGGAAUAAAAGGAAGGAAGGAAUGGAAGAAUUAGAUAAAUUAUUAACACACAAUAAUAAUAGAAUUUAAAUAAAUGGAUUAAAUGAUUUAAUAAACAUGUUAAAAUAAAGAUUGAGUGAUAACAAUAAAUAAUUAGUUAGACCUAUAGUAUAAAUUGUAGGAAGAGUUGCUGAAGCCUGUGGAAAAGAUUUUAAAUCAUCAGGGAAAUAAUUAAUUUCACCUUUAAUUUCUAUACUUAGUGAUAAAUAAGUAUUAGUUAGAUAGGAUGUUGUUGCUAGUUUAGAUAAAUUUUGUAUAGCCAUAGGUAUUGAUUAAGUGAUUUUGUAAAUGCCUUCUUAUUUAUAGAUGGAAUCUAUUGAAUUGAAAUAAGAAGUUUUAUUAUUUAUUAUGAAAUAUAUUGAAGCAUUGCUUAAAAUAGAUUACAAACCAUUUAUUUUACCAUUAAUUAAUUGUCUUUGUGAUAGAGUGAAAGAAGUUAGAUAGGCAGCAGAAUAAGUUUGUGAAAGAAUGGUUGAAGAUGUAGGAAUAGAUCCAUUUUUAAAUUAAAUGAAAGAUUUAAAACCAGCUGUUGUUUAAUAAGUAAAAUAAUUCUUUUCUAAAUUUGGAAUGACAGAAUUUGAAGACACUUCUAAAAGAACUGGUAAAACACCUAAGGGAAAACAAUAAUCAUAAUUGAUUUAAUAAUAAGAUAUAAGAAAUAUGAAGAGAAAUUUAACCAUAAAAGAUUUACAAAAUGAUUAAAAUACAUCUCAAGAACCUAAAUAAAGAAAUGAAAUAACUCCAAAUAAAUCAUUACAUUAAAAAUCUCAUAAAACUUUACCUUAAGAUAAUACUCCUUUAAGAUAAUAAAAAGAAAAGGCAAUCUUCUAAGACAACAAUAGUUUAAUUGCAAAAAGUUCCAGUAUUAAGGAAUUGAAAUAACUAAGAUUACAAUCAGAUUAAACAUAAUCAUGGGCUAAUGAUUGUUUUCCAAUCAGUACAUUUAGUGAUCUCUAUGUAUGUUUAAAAGAGGAUCUCUACAAUAAUCUGAUGUCAUAUAAUUAUAAGGAUGUUAUGAAAGGUUUAUAAUAAUUAAUGACAGUUUGGAAUGAUCCUGAAUAAAAAUCAGAUAUAAUUGAAUUAAGUGACUUACUAUUAAAAUUUGUACUUGUUAAAAUAUAUGGUUGUUCUGCAAAUCAACUAUUAAUUAAUGCCUUGAUUAGUUUUUUAGAUGCAUUUUUUUAAACAAUCUCAAAAUAAAGAUAUAUCUUAAAUGAAGUAGAAUAAAUUGUAACAAUAUCCUUAUUAAGAGAGUUGAUCUAUGCUGGAGUUGAUGUACAUCCAGAAUUAAUAUUUAAUCUUUAAUAUGUAUUCCCAGUAGAAAUAAUGAUUAAAAAACUUUUACAAUUAUUUAGAAUCAAUCCUUAAGGCUUACAUCCAUUUUUAGUUGAUUAAAAAGAUAGAAUUGAUACUUAAUUAUCCAAUUUAAUCAUCUAAGGUUAAUUAGUCAAAUUCUUUCCUUUAGAUCUAUUCACAGAAUACUCAUAAUAUAUCACUAAAGAAUUACAAAAUGAACUCAUAGCCUUAUUUGGAGAAAAUAUUAUCAGACUAUAAAAUAAAUAAUAGUAGUCAUAUUAAUAAUAAUAAUAAUAAUAAUAACAAUAAUAAUAAUAACCUUAAUCUUAAUAAUAACAAUAUUAAACAGGAAAAUAACCAAUUGUCUAGGGAACUAUUUAAUUAUAAUCAGUUAAAGAUCCAAGAUCACAAUACUUUUUGUAAAUUUUAGAUUCUCUUUUAAGUUAAUAAACAUCUCAAAAUAUAGAAUCUUUAAUGUAAAUCAGUGAUUUACUUACAUAAAAUAUUUAAUAAAAUUAAUAAUUGUUUGUUGAUAAUGCUGAGGCAAUUUGCAAAUGUUUUCAAACUCUAUUAUAGAAUACUUUUACUUAAAGAUAAAUAUACCCUGCAUAAUUUAUAUAGUUCUUUUUAUAAGCAUUAAACAAAUUGUAUUAGCUAAAGCCUUAUGUAAAUUAAUUACCAUAUGAAUUAUUAUGUGGAUUCACUGAAGAGAUUAUGCUUAGACUAUUAUUAGAAGAUGAAAUAAAAACUCAAUAAGAAAAUGGUGAUGCUAUUAAGCAACUUAAUUCUACCAUUCUUAGGAUCUUAGAAAACACUAGCUAAGAUAUUAUGUUUUCUAUUUUAUUUGAUAUAUUAACCAAGCAUAGACGUAGAAGUAAUGCACAAAAAAUGAUAGAUUUGCUUGUUAAAUGCAUAGCUAGGUUAACUGUCAAAAUAGAGUAAAAUAGUAAUAUUAAGAUUGAAUUACUGCUUCUUAAAUUUCAUAAUUAUUUAAAUGAGUUCUCGCUCUAUCCUAAUUUUGCACUUGAUGAAAAAGGAGUUAAAACUAUUAAAGUUGUACUCUAAUAAUUAGUUAAGGUAAGAGGAGAAAGAAUUUGGGAAAAUUAUCAUCUAGUUAGUAGAAGCACUUAAUAAGAUCAAUAUCUAAAUAAAUGGAUUUAAGCAUAUUUAGGUAAUCCUUCUUUGUAAAAUACAUAACAAGAAAAUAAUCUUCCUGAUCAAGAACUAUUAUAGAUAGUUGAAAUGUUAAGAUCACCUACUUUAUUAGAUAGUGGGAUACAAAAAAUGGUAGAAAAAAUUAAAAGAAACCCAAGUAUAAUAUUUUAUUUUAUAUAGCAAUCUAAUGGUAAAAGUAUGUCCAUGAUUAAUAGAUUUAAUUACUUAUAUAGUAGUAAUUGACAAAUGGAUAAACAGUGAUUCAAGGAAAUUAUAUGAGUAAUCAACCUUCGUUAUAGUAUUCUUAGUUAUAACAACUACCUUUACAAUAAUCAUAAUUAUAAUAAUCUUAACUCUCUGUUAGACCUUAGUUAUAAUAGUAAUAAUAAUAAUAGUAAUAAUAAUAAUAAUAGUUAUAAUAAUAAUAAUAAUAAUAAUAAUAAUAAUAAUAAUAAUAAUAAUAAUAAUAAUAAUAAUAAUAAUAAUAAUCAAUUUUACAAUAAUUACCAUCUUAUCCAAGAACAACAAGAGCUGCUGAUCAAUAGUAAUAAUAAUAAAAUGAUUCAUUCGGUGGUUAGUAAUUCAAUCAAUAUCUGUCAGUUAAUUAAUACUAAAUGAAUUAAAAUUAAUUAGGUUAAUCACAAUAAUAAAAUGUAAAAACACCAGAAUAUUUAAUGCAAAAAUUAACUGAUAUGAAAAAUAAAGUUCAAACUCUUGUUGGUCCAAAUAAUGUAUAACAAGCAUAAAAUCCUAGAUAAUUUUAAAAUAAUCGUAUGCCUUAAUGA